AUGGGGCUCUUCUCGAGAUUCAAGAGGUCCGGAAGCACCAAAUCGCCACAAUCCACAUGCAUCGUCCCCUUGUACAUCUAUCCAACCAACUCUACGACAUGGCAGCCACUUUAUGACGCAAUCGACGAGAAUCCAUCACUCGACUUCGUUGUCGUUGUCAACCCCAAUAGCGGCCCAGGCGAAUCCCCAUGGUGGCCCAAUCUGGACUAUUUGCGCGAAGUACCCAAGCUCAACGCAAGACCCAACUGCACCACACUCGGCUAUGUCAGGACUGACUACUGCAAUCGAGACGUCAGCGAAGUCUUGGAAGACAUUCGACGUUAUGCGAAGUGGCCACAUGAUUUUGGCGUGAAAGGUCUGCACGUCUCGGGCAUCUUCUUCGACGAAACACCCAACGAAUCUUCACAGUUCAAGACCACAUUCUUGCAAAAGAUCAACCAUGAUGUGAAGUCCGCUGAUGGCAUAUUCGGCAGCAAAUUGAUCGUUCACAACCCUGGCACGCUACCAGAUCCUCAACUCACCAGCAAACGGCCGGACAGCACAGCGGUAUUCGAAAAUUCAUACGCACGACUGAUGGGAUCCGAUCGAACUGACGACAAUGACCUGAUCGAAUACUCUCGGCAACAUGCUUGCUACAUGGUGCACUCGGUGCCGAUAGAUCGGGUCAAGGAUGUUACCCACGAGGUUCGGAAGCGAGCACAAUAUGUCUUCGUCACAGACUCCAACGAGCGGUUUUACGAGCAAUUUGGCGCCGGUUUCAAGGACUUCAUCGAUGCCAUGUCGACCGAUUGA
Messenger RNA from Cercospora beticola, 792 nucleotides. RefSeq names its product spherulation-specific family 4 protein. Lineage: Eukaryota; Fungi; Ascomycota; Dothideomycetes; Mycosphaerellales; Mycosphaerellaceae. The record is from RefSeq and is a predicted model, not a curated record.